Messenger RNA from Danio aesculapii, 5875 nucleotides. RefSeq names its product leucine rich repeat (in FLII) interacting protein 1a (gene lrrfip1a). Gene Ontology annotation, biological process: regulation of transcription by RNA polymerase II. Gene Ontology annotation, molecular function: RNA polymerase II cis-regulatory region sequence-specific DNA binding; DNA-binding transcription factor activity, RNA polymerase II-specific. The transcript has 23 exons. Lineage: Eukaryota; Metazoa; Chordata; Actinopteri; Cypriniformes; Danionidae. The record is from RefSeq and is a predicted model, not a curated record. Bases 439 to 4866 code for a protein of 1475 amino acids.
AGCCCUGAAACUCCCCCAACAGACGCUUGAGACCAUCUGCGUACCAACAGUGAACUAAAGCGAGAGAAGAAAACUUUUUACCCAGCAGUUACACUAACACUGUAUAAAUACCAAACUCUCUGUGCAAACAAACUCUAGACCAUUUACAGCCAUUUUGGCAGCUUCUCGGAGGCGACACGCGUGUCAAGAAAAGGCGUUUGCGCUCUCAGCACCGGUGACUCUUGUCUUUCACAGUACAGCAGUAGGAAGAGUGCAGAAAAGACGGAUGUAACACAAUGAACCGCGUCGCGAACGACACGACGUAGCCUCGCCGUUUUUGGCUAGAGUUGAAAACGCGCUUUCUUUUUCUUAUGCCUUUGCUGGAGGAAUAACUCUACCAAGUAUCGGUUCUCACGCGCGAAGAGCGUGUGUUUCUCAGAAGGAUUUUAAAGGUUACCAAUGGGGUCUCAAGGGCCAGGACGGAAAAGAACCCCCAGCAAAAAUGGGUUGACUGCAGAGGAAGAUGCCCUCAACGUAAUCGCAAAAGAGGCUGAAGCCCGUUUGGCAGCGAAGAGAGCGGCCCGUGCAGAAGCUCGUGAGAUCAGGAUGAAAGAACUGGAGCGACAGCAGAAAGAGAUUUAUCAGGUGCAGAAGAAAUACUAUGGCCUGGAUAACCUGGACAACAAAUGGGGGGACAUUGAGCAGUGGAUGGAAGACAGUGAGCGAUAUACACGUGUCUCACGGAGACAUGCAUCGGUGUCAGAUGAUGAAGAACGGAUGUCAGUGGGGAGCAGAAGCAACGUACGGUUGGAUUUGGAUGCGACUGGUGCUUACGGCGCGGCGUCCUCUUCUUACUCUCAUAAGAAGUCCAAGAAAAAGAAGAAACAUUCUUCUAAAACCAGCAAUGGCUAUGAUGAUGAUCUCAGCACAUUGUCUAGUCGGAGCUCCAGACUAAGCGAUGAGAGCAAAAGGUCUCGCUCCUCUAGACUUGAUCUGCAGUCGAGUGCCUACUAUUCUUCAGAGUUGUACAGCAGCAGUAAUUACUCCUCUAAACAUCAAGUUCCUUCCUACAAUGGCUACCAGGGCUCUAUUUACGAAGAUAGUCUCUACGGUGGCUCUCGACGCUCCAGUGCUCGUGCUGUAAGAAUGACAGGGUCGUCUGAAUACAGUGGAUUACUGGGCUCCAGCUCUAGGACUUCAUCCAGGGCAAACUCUGCGUGUGGAAGCCCAGUGGAGGACUGCAGCAGUUCAGUGGCUAGUUUUAAGCGCAGCACAGCCAGUAUCAGUGGCCUCUCUAGAGAUCUUGACAACAUCGUCAUCCCUGACUUGCCAAAUGUUAAUGGGAGGAUGUCCUUGGCUGAUGACAGGUUAGAGCGUGACUACUUGGAAAAGGGCUCCUCGCGAGCAUCAACUAUAUCCGGCGCCACUCUCACCUCUCUGGGUGGGACAUCCUCACGGAGAGGGAGUGGAGAUACAUCCAUCUCUGCCGACACAGAAGCCUCCAUACGGGAAAUCAAGGAGAUCCAUGAGCUUAAGGAUCAGAUUCAUGAUGUGGAGGCAAAGCACAUGCAGAACCUUAAAGAGCUAAAGGAUUCCCUAUUGGAGGUGGAGGAGAAGUACCGUAAGGCCAUGGUGUCCAAUGCACAGCUGGACAAUGAGAAGACCAACAUGAUGUAUGAAGUGGACACUUUAAAAGACUCUUUAAUGGAACUGGAGGAGAUGCUCUUUGAAACACGCCGUGAGCUUGAGGAAAAGAUUAAGGACCUUGAACGAGAGAAGCAUGCUCAUAGUGUUCUGCAGUUUCAGUUCGGUGAAUUGAAGGAGACGCUGAAACAGAGUGAAGAACUGCUCACUGAUAUCCGUCAAUUACGGCUCAAGCAAGAUGGCUUUGUUAGGGAGAUUUCUGACCUCCAGGAAACUAUUGAGUGGAAGAAUAAAAAAAUUGGGGCAUUAGAGCGGCAGAAGGAGUUCUCUGAUGCCAUUCGAAAUGAGCGAGAUGAGCUCAGAGAUGAGGUUGUUCAGCUCAAAGAUGUUUUGAAGAAACAUGGCAUUGUCCUUGGACCUGAUUUAGCCACCAAUGGAGAAACAGGGGAUGAAGUUGGGAAUGCUGAUCCAAAUUCUCAAACAGCAUCAGCUGAAAUUCGAGAGGGAAGUAGUGUACUAGGCAUCCAUCAGUUGAAGCAUAAAGACCAGGAACCAAAAUAUUUGGAUGAGGAGGUGCAAGGAAAUCAGCAGUCUUCACAUGCCCCGUUCAGUUCUACUAACACACCGUUAGAGGUAAAUGACAAUAGUGUCCUUGGGGACCCUGUCAUUCCAGGUGUAGAGCAGCAUAAAAAUAGACCUGAAGAACCUUUAAGUUCUGUUGGUGAUGAAGAACUCACCACUACAGCACCCAAGGAGGAGGUCAAAUCUGAGGAACAUGAACUAGAAGAUUCACGCGAUAAUGCUGUGGAAUUGGAGCACAAAGUUCAAACGUAUGAACAUUUGGAGACCGAGCAACAAGAUGGCAAAUGCGUCACCUCAAGUCAGGAAAUCAAAGAGGAAGCUCCUUUAGAUUCUGUCUCUAACACAAUGCAUGAUGAAACUGAUAAACCUGGUGAGGCACUACUUGAUGAAAAAUGCAAAGAGGAGCCUGUGGAGUCACCUCAAAUGGAGGAACCUCCUAAAACCCAAGUUACCAGUGCUUCAAAUAAAAAGAAGAAAAAGAAGAAGAAGAACAAGCAAAAGCAAAAACAAAGUGACAAGCAGGAGAGUGGCACAGCAAUGGAGGUUUUGAAUGAGGAUAAUUCAAACCAAAAAGUAGAAAGUGUUCUGGAAGGAACCAAUGAGGAACCUUUAGAGAAUGCUGUUUCUGAAACAACAAUGAAUGUAGAUCUUCCAGCCAGCUCAUGCAGUGAUAUAACAACCAAAGAACAGGACUGUAUUGAAGUAGCAACCACAAAUACUAAUGUGGAUGGUGUUCAAGACAGCAUUCAGUUAGUUACAGAUGAAGUUGAUUCAGCAGAAAUUUCUAAAACCAUCUCAAAUUUUGAUUGCUCUGAAUCUAGCAAUGUUAUCCUUUCAGAAGGUCCAUCCAACAAUAUUAUCUCCAAUACCACAGAUGAUCCAUCAAACAAUAUUAUCUGCAACACUGCAGAUGAUGUGUCAAACAAUACUAUCUCUGAUACUGAAGAUGAUCUGUCAAACAAUAUUGUCUCUGAUACUGCAGAUGAUCUGUCAAACAAUAUUGUCUCUGAUACUGCAGAUGAUCUGUCAAACAAUAUUGUCUCUGAUACUGCAGAUGAUCUGUCAAACAAUAUUGUCUCUGAUACUGCAGAUGAUCUGUCAAACAAUAUUAUCUCUGAUACUGCAGAUGAUCUGUCAAACAAUAUUGUCUCUGAUACUGUAGAUGAUCUGUCAAAUGAUAUUAUCACCAACACUGCAGAUGAUCUGUCAAAUGAUAGUAUCACCAACACUGCAGAUGAUCUGUCAAAUGAUAUUAUCACCAACACUGCAGAUGAUCUGUCAAAUGAUAGUAUCACCAACACUGCAGAUGAUCCAUCCAACAAAAUUAUCUCUGACCCUGCAACCAUUAUUGAGGAGCGUGCUGAGGAUUCAGCAAAUUCUUCCCUAGAACCUGCAAUCACCUGCAGUGAGCUUAAGUCUUCAGAAAUGUCGGCUUCAUCCCACGAACCUUCAUUUGAGCCCAUCACCUCUGAGAACAACGAGACCAUGUUGGUGGAUGCCAAAGAAGAGAAAGUUGAUCUGGAAUGUCAAGAAGAGCCAAGUCCCCAAAAUGUUGGUGUUGAUGAGAUCUGUGACCCUGAAGAUCAAGAGGCCUUUGCUCAAUCCGAUUUCCAUGUGAUGGAGACUAUAGAAAACAAAGCUGAACUAAUGAUGCAAGAACAAACCAUUGAUCUGCCAAUGGACAGUCAACUUCAAGACAGCGUUGAGUCAGAAGUGGGCAAGGAAAAGGAACAAGGUGAACUAGACAAAGAAAACCUUGAAGCACCUAAAGAAGAAGUGUUUGCCAGAAGCAAAGUUGAUAAUAGUCCUUUCAUUGAAACCCAAGUUCAGGUUGUACAAGAGGAUAAUCCGUCUGCCAAUGAAGCAAAUCAGGAAUCAGCUGAACCUUCUGACCAAAAUUCCAUGGUAGAAAAAGUCGAGGAAGAAAUGUCAAUCCAAGGUCAGGUUACACCUGAUGGGCAACUGCCUAAAGAUGACAAUGACCUUUUGAUAGAGUUAGAUGUGGUUGGUCUAGUGCACAAGCAAGAAGAUGCGGAUGAGGAAGACGAAGGAGAAUCAUUUGAUUUUGAUGAAACAGAUCUUGAAGCAUCAUCAGAUGGCCCUCUGAAAAAAUCUCUAGAUCAACCAAAGGAGGAAGUUACUCUUUUAAAAGAAAAUGUCCAAGAAGCCAGCCAAGAAAACCAAAGCAAUGUCAUUGAUGAGGAUCUUACCCAGGAAGAUGAACAUCUACAACUUGCAGAACAGGAAUCAAAGCCAGAUGAGCAGAAAGAUGAUGUACAUGACACAGAAAACCUACAACCAAGAGAUGUUGAAGGAUGUUUAACAGAGCAAAGCCUGAUCAAUCAUGACGUCAGUCCUGUCAGUGAGCAGCACGAUACACCUGGAAAUAAAGAAGACACUCUUGAGGAGCAUCAGAAGGCAUCAGUAGAUGUGCCAGUCAAUGAAAGAGUUAAUCUGAUCUCUGAGAAGGAGAAAAGAGAAGUAGGCCAGGAGAUCAGUACUUCCAUUCCCCUCGAAAAACAGGCAUCAAUGAUUUCAGGGGAUCCAAAAUUAGAGAAGGAAAUCACUCGGAACAACAAGGAAGAUGAAAGCAGAGAAUCUAGAAAAAGCGCAAAAGGGAAAGGGAAAAGCAAGGGGAAAGAAGAUUGUAAAAUGUCAUAAUACAGAACUGGAUAAUUGAGAGUCUUUUCUCAGCAUCUUCCAUUCUACGCAUUGCACUUGUUAUAGGCCUUAAUGAAAUGUAUUUGGGACCAUUACUUUUGAAAACCAAAGUUAUUUUACAGUCAAAUCCAAUUAGCAGUCAUUAUUGCCGUUUCAUCAAACACAUUUUAUAUAUGUUUUACAUCUAAUAAAAAACAUUGAAUACACUCAAACUCAACCCUCUAAAUAAAUCACAUUAAAUGUAAGCAGUAAUGGCUGUAAAGUGUCAUAUUUAUUUUGAAAUUUUACAAAAUAAGGAAUAAACAUUUUCUCAUAAUAAUGUGAUUUUUUUUUUUUUUUUUUUUUUUUUUUUUCUAUUUGGUAAAUUCCGACCUCUAUGUUUAUGCUGCAGUGAUGUUUAACACUUCCUAAUUGCAAUGUUUCCUUCUGCAAAAGGAUCUUUUGAAUGUUGUUUUAAAGGGUGGAAUGUUGUUCAUAAUGGCGUAAAUAAAAAUGUUAUUGUGUGCCAACCUUAUAAGAACUUGACUGGAGCUUUGUGAUUACACAUUGUUUUUCCAGUUUAUUUGUUAGGUGAAAUGUUUGAAAUCAAAUAUGAUAUUUUGUUUUGUUUUGUGACCUGCAGUAGUGCAUGCUUAAUUAUCCAUGGGGGGAAAAUGUUUACAUAUGCUGUAACAAUUAAUAAUUUGAUUAAUCUUGUUUAGAAAAAUAGUUAGUCAUAAUUGAAAAAUAGCUAGCUGAAUCAGUUUUUAUUAUAUAAAUAUGCUACUUAUAAAUAUGCUAAAUAUGCAGUCACAUAUAUAAACAAUAUUACUAUUUUUCUUUAAAGUCAUAUCUUAAAGUAAGCUGAAAGUGACUGAAAAACAGUGAAUGUACAAACUGUGUAAACAGAGAUUUGAUUGCAUGAGGCUAAAGCCUCUCAGGUUGCUGAAGUGUUUGCAUGUUGUCCAUACUCAUCCUUCACAUCCCAGCAUAGGAUAGCUUCACUCUUGCAUGCCCUGACUCCUCCCAC